Molecule: messenger RNA, 2651 nt
Organism: Amoebophrya sp. A25
Lineage: Eukaryota; Dinophyceae; Syndiniales; Amoebophryaceae
Source: the annotation of a GenBank genome assembly
GAGAAUCCUCAGGCUGACUCUGACUCUCGGGGGCAACGCGGAAGCAAAUAUGUCGAAGUCGAAGCAGUGUAUUACUUCGCAUACAAAAUCUAUUUCCGAGGCACCACCUGGGACAAGAAAACGCGCGUUGUUGCCGCUUGGGAAGAUUUUUUUGGUGUGCCUCAGCCAGAUUUAGCUCCUGAGCUUCCGAAGUCUGCCUUCACUAUCAAUGAACAAACGGGGAAAGUGACCAAGACGUUGUUUUACAAUGAAGUCGCGCCAUGGCAUACCUACAAUUUUUCAAGCAAGGUCCCACUUCAUGUUAGGCAAAGUAAAAAUGAUGGCGAUGAUGAAAGUGUGGGUGAUGAUGAGGUUGCGGACGAAAGCACACUAGCUUUUUCGGCAGAUGCGACAAAGACGUUGAAGAGAGAGGAUCAGCAUGAGAACAAGGACGCUGAAGAUGCUUUAAAGGAACAAGAGCCUCCGACUGCUUCAUCAGGUCUCCCUUGGUGGCGAGAGAAGGGCAUUUCACGAGGUCAAGCUGCACAAGCCGGGACCUUAGUACGACGCUCAGCUAUAACCGAUGCCUCUGCGGAUUUUCUGCUUACGGAUGAUGACGUCAAAAUGCGAGAUAUUGGUCAUGAACAACAAAAUUCAGAGGUGAAAUCAGAACCAACUGCCGUUGUCCUCCAAGACGGGCAUGGCAUGCGAAGUGCGUACUUGACAGAGAAGUUUCAUGCCUUGUACUACGCACCAGCGAGGACGAGGAGAAGGCCAACUAGUACAGAGCAACAGGCUCAAGACCAACACCAAGAUGAACAACAAGACUCUUUUCAUCUUUUUGAAUUUGAAGCAGCAUUGGCAGACUUAACCUCCGAUUUACCUUUAUGGCGACAAGCUGCAUUCGCCAUGCAAGUGUACCUCGCCCAAGACGAUUGGUUUCAUGACGCUGAUGUUAUCCUAGGUUUCGAACCCUUCUGGCUCGGAGCGUUGCUGUUUUCUGCCUUUCCAAAGAAACGCUUUUUGUUCCGGUUGAACAUGUGCGCUAUGCUAGGAUAUUGGAGGUUUUUUGGACAGAACAAAGCAGUUCUGAAUGUGGUGUCGCACAUCCUGUUCAACACAGGCUGGAUUCGACCAGAUACACGGAAAGAUGGGAGAGAAGAUAUAGGGCGAUUGUUGCUGGAGGAAGGUGACGGAGAAGGAGUAGGAGAUGGACUUGGGCAUUCAGAUACGGAGAAUCCUGAAGAAGGAGAAGAUCACGAUCUCAAUCACCAAGACGGUAGCAAUGUCGUUUUCAGUGCAGCAACACGCAUUUCCGCUGAGAUGUUCUAUGCUGUGUAUGGACGCCGACCUCUUUACAUUCCGAUGCUUGGCUUGCACGCUUCUCUAGAUCAUCGAGUCUUGUAUGAUGGACCUUUUUCAGAGAAGAAGAAUAAGGCUAAGGACGUGUUACUGUUUCGCUCACGCUUACCGUAUCAGUCUCUGGUGAUGAAUGUGCUGGCCGCAUACACAGACAGAUAUCCGGAUCGGGAACGCAGAGUUGUCACGUUUCCGGAGAAGACGAACAUGGAGUUUAAACAGAUGUUAUGGAAAAGACAUUGAACUAUCGACUAGAUUCCCGAUCACUUGAUGCAUAUCGAUUACCUUUCACCUCUCUCGUCUAAUCCCUGCAGAAAACUUCGCUGCAGUAGUUCUGAUGCCUCACGUCCCAAACGCACUACGCCUUUCCGAUAUGACCGCUCUAGGGUUACCGAUGUUGAUUCCUGCUGAGCCUUACGUGUAUCGUGUUGUGUGGCCCCUCGCUGGGUGUUAUUGCGGUCACAGCGACUCGAAAUUGCCUUUGAUGCAGACUGUGAUGGAGGACAGGAUACUAGAUCCUUUGGAAGAUAUCGGGAGAAGAAAUCAAUUAGAAAUGGAACAAGUGGGACAGUCCUACAACCAUACGAUCCACACUUUCGACAUUUUCCAUUGGCAAAGUACAGAAGUGGUUUGGCCCCACAAAUUUCACGAGGAGCGACGUUACUGGUAUCAGUACACUGAGUGGAAGGAACGUGGGGAAGUGUUGAUACAAUUUAUUAUGGCAAUGAGAAAGAAGGAACUCGAACUGGAAAAUGGAACAUUUAUUUCGGAGCCAACGCAAUACCCUCUGACUUGCUUAUCUAUACCCUCAAACACGAUCAACAUGUAGAUGGUUUUACUUAUCCCUUUCUCUCCUUCUCCUCUCCUCCUCUAACUCCCGAUCCAUCUGGGAGCUUUUCGAUUUGGCCACGGCAACGAAAGGCGGCAACGAUAGAUUGUUCGAGCACUACUCGCAGCGGACAAUUGAGUUGCAAGAGCACUUAAUACGCAAAUCCUUGCCUUGGUGGAGAAUAGCCGUUAGGAGUUUGAUGGUAGGGACAUGAAUAAAGUCAUGUCAAAAGAAGCUUAUUCUUCUAUGGGUGAAACUUUUUACUUCGGUUUCAAAAUUGUAAAUCCGAAUAUUGCCAUCUUAGAUUGCGAACAAGACACCAACUACGAUUGCUAAGAGCAUUACAUCACUUACCGAGACCACUACUUUUACUGAACAAUUAUCUAGUGAAGAUUUAGCAAUGAUACUUUCUUGAUAAGUGCAUUGCUUUGCAGAAAUCGAAAUAGUUGUAACCACAGCCAAUGCUACGCACGCGGGCGACCAC